UGUUUUUUAGCUUAACUUUUGUAAUUAAUAUAGUUUUUCUUUGUUGGAGUCCUGUUACAAGAAAAGAAGAAAGAAAAAAUGUUUAAGCAGAUACUUGGGAAGCUUCCUAAGAAACCUUCUUCUGCUAAGUUUUGGGACAAUGGUGAAUCCCAAGCUCCAGAUAACAGCCAUCAUCAAGGUGAUGAUGAAGUUAGAAGCCAAAGUUCAUCAAAUGGAGAUUGUGUUUCUGUUGAGGUAUUGCCAAGGUUGAAAGAUGUUUCCAUCUCAGAGAAGCUUAGAUUAUGCUGUGUAGUGUUUGAUUUCGCCGCGGAGCCUCAAGUUAACCUGAAGGAGAAAGAGAUCAAAAGGCAAACACUUCUUGAAUAUGUUAUCUCUUCAGGGAAUGCGAAGUUCCCUGAAUCAGUUAUUCAAGAAGCUGUGGAGAUCGUUUCGGCUAAUCUCUUCUUCUUUUUUUUGUUUGGGCAACCUCUUUAGUAGUAGUAAUACUCACCAACAAUGGAAGAAGAACAAAACACAUGCAGGAUUGGAUUUGGAAGAAGCAGAAGAAGGAUCUUUGAACCCUUCUUGGCCUCACUUGCAGACUGUUUACGAGUUCCUUCUAAGACUCGCGUUGCAUCUCCCAACACAGACGCCAAGAUAUCCAAGAAAUACAUCGAUCCCACAUUCGUUCUCAAUCUAUUGCAUUUGUUCGAUUCCGAAGAUCAGAAGGAGAGAGAGAGUUUCUCAAAACAAUAGUUCAAAGAAAUCAUGUUCUUGAAUGAAUUGGAGGAGAUCUUGGAAGCUACUCAAGUAACCGAGUUUGAACGGUGUAUGGUUCCGCUCUUUCGCCAAAUUGCUCAGUGCUUGAGCAGCUAUUACUUUCAGGUCCAAGUUAGUUUCACUUACCGUUUUUUGUAACUGUUACAUGAAUCUUACUGCUUGUGUGUGUUUAUGUAGCGGAACGGGCUCUAUACUUAUGGAACAAUGAUCAUGUCAGUGACUUGGUGAGACAGAACAGUAGAAUCAUUUUACCGAUAGUGUUUCCGGCUCUAGAGAAAAACGGUAGUAGCCAUUGGAAUCAGACUGUUAAGAACUUGACUGAGAACGUUCUUAAGGUUUUAUCUGAUACAAAUCCAGAAUGUUCGCGCAAGUUUCAAGAAGAUCAGCAAAAUGAAGAGGAUACCAAGAAGAAGAAUGGAGAAACCUGGAGACAGCAAGAGGAGAUUGUUAUCAAAUGGCUAAGUAAUAGUUUUUUUUUGCACUUUUUGAUUUUUUUUUUUUUUUUUGCUGGUCUUUACGCCUGAAAGGUAGUAUACAGUUUGAGAGAUGUUAGCCAAGAUGUUUGUCCUCUUUCAGUUCUUGAUUUGUCUGUCUGUAUACUUCUGUUCGUGUAAACAUAAGACACAAAUUUUAUAUUGUCUGAAAGUCAUUUAGUUUACUCUAAUAUUAUAUGAUUUAUGAUGAUCUCACUCUGGAAAACAAUUUUGUUUUUUAGUGUACAGAGGAUCUAUUGGCAUUUUCCUGCAAGAAUCUUUGGCUUAUGUCUGUUAAAACUGUCUGUUACAAAAGGUUUCUUCUUCUUCUUCAUCUAACAACAACACCUAAAACAGAAACCAAAAGAAACAGCGAUGACUCUUGCUCGGUCUUUCAUCAGAAGUUUUCACCAGAAAAGUCUCACAACAAGAGUUGAAGUGAUCUCCAGAGACAUCAUCAAACCAUCAUCUCCAACUCCAAACCAUUUAAAGAACUUCAAACUCUCUCUUCUAGAACAGCUCGGUCCAACGAUCUUCGGCCCCAUGUUGUUCUUCUACUCAGCUAACUACAGAAUCAAACAAACUGAACAGCUGCUGAACCUCAAGAAGUCCUUAUCCGAAACCUUAACUCACUUCUACCCUCUCUCUGGGCGGCUCAACGGCAACACAAGCAUCAACUGCAACGACUCGGGCGCCGACUUCCUUGAAGCACAAGUUAACUCCCCGCUUUCAAACCUCCUACAAGAGCCUUCUUCGGAGAUGUUAGAACAGCUGAUUCCAACAUCAGUUGAUUCAAUAGAAGCAAGAACCAAAUUGCUUCUCGCUCAAGCAACGUUCUUUAAAUGCGGAGGCAUGGCUAUAGGAGUCUGCGUCUCUCACAAACUCGCCGACGCAACUUCCGUGGGCUUAUUCAUGAAGAGCUGGUCUGCAAUCACUUCCCAAGGAUCGAUCAAAACCGUUGGAUCCCCUGUUUUCGACACUCUCAAGAUCUUCCCACCUGGUAACUUCUCAGAGACUUCCCCUGCUCCGGUCGUUGAGCCGGAAAUCAAGAUGAACCAGACUCUCUCGAAGAGAUUCGUCUUCGAUUCUUCGAGCAUCGAAGCUCUGCAAGCGAAAGCUUCGAGCUUUGAAGUUACUCAACCCACAAGAGUCGAAGCUGUUUCAGCUUUUAUAUGGAAACUUGCGAUGAAAGCAACAAGAACGGUUUCAAGAACCUCGAAACCGUCGAUCCUCGCGAACUCCGCUAGCUUACGCUCUCGCGUCUCUCCUCCGUUCACGAAGAACUCGAUCGGGAACCUCGUGAGCUACUUUGCGGCGAAAGCAGAGGAAGGAGAGAAACAGAGAAAGCUUCAGACUUUGGUCGCGGAGAUACGAAGAGCGAAACAGAGGUUUCGAGAUGACCACAUACCAAAGCUUGUCGGAAACGGAGACGCGACGGAGGUCAUCUGUAACUACCAGAAAGAAGCGGGGAAUAUGAUCGCGAGCGGAGGUUUUGAUUUCUACAUCUUGACGAGCGCGUGUCGGUUCGGUUUGUAUGAAAUUGAUUUCGGUUGGGGUAAACCGGUUUGGUUUGCGUUUCCUUCAGUUAGACAGAAGAACAUUGUGGCGCUUGUUGACACGAAAGAAGGCGGUGGGAUUGAAGCGUGGGUGAAUUUGAAUGAGCAAGAGAUGAAGCUUUUUGAAGAAGAUAGAGAGUUGCUUGAUUUUGCUUCUGUGAAUCCUAGUGUGAUCCAGCCUUUUCUCCAUGUUCUCUGAUUAUGAGUCCGGUUUAGUGAUGUAAACCGGAUUUCUUUUGUUGAAUUGGUUAUGUACUGAGGUUUUGGAUGUUCAAUUCUAGCCGAAGUAAUUAAAUGUAUAAAAUUAAAAUAAUGUUUUUUUGACAAAAUGUCAAACCAUGUACAAUAUUAGAUUUUCUACUAUAGUGAAAACUGUCUUCCCAAUAAUCAAAUCUGUUUUUAAUUGGUGUUAACUGUUAAGUAU
Brassica napus (rape) is the source of this 3212-nucleotide messenger RNA. RefSeq names its product stemmadenine O-acetyltransferase-like. The transcript has a single exon. The record is from RefSeq and is a predicted model, not a curated record. Lineage: Eukaryota; Viridiplantae; Streptophyta; Magnoliopsida; Brassicales; Brassicaceae. The coding region runs from base 1608 to 2987 and encodes 459 amino acids.